This is a messenger RNA of Acanthosepion pharaonis, 1431 nucleotides long. Lineage: Eukaryota; Metazoa; Mollusca; Cephalopoda; Sepiida; Sepiidae. The record is from the annotation of a GenBank genome assembly.
AUGGGUCUAAAACACAUAUUUCAUGUCAUUUUUAUAUGGCCCGUCUUGCUGAUACUGCGUGGGGUCGGAAGUCCGUUCAUCGCCUUAGGGCAGCUACUGCGCUGGUUGUUUCAUCCUCGUAGAAGCUCAAUCACCAGUGGUAACACACCCGCUUAUGGCGACGAUGGAUGUACUGCUGACGGAGAUUAUACGAAUCAAAUAUUAUCGGGAAAGGUUGAGGGCUACUUUAACCAGCACGACAGACAGUCUAAUAGAGACAACCUAAAAUGUAGGAAUCGUCAAGCUCCGUCAUCACAGAAAGAUGAACUUCGUGCUGACACUGGUGGACUAUCCUCCGUUCAUAGCGACCCACAAAUAUCUUUGGUACCUAAAGAUCUGUCGGCUACUUUUUAUGCCAUUAGUGUGCCACCUGAGGCUCUUGAAGGAGCUGAAAAUCCACAGUUGGUGUUUCGAGAUAAAGACAUUAUGCUGAAAGAAAUAAAAAAAUAUAAAGGAGCUCGGUUCAAAUUAUUUUCGAAAGAACAAGUAGCCCUCGAUUAUACAAAGUCUGUUCCAGAACCUGUCACUACACCAGUCAAAAGUACAUUUCAAAAUGAAGACACAGCUGGUAAUAGUCCUCAUCCUGCAAUGUUGGAAAAAGGCAACUGGAAGGCUCCCAAAGGAGCUGAUUUAGUAAUACUAAGGAAAAGUAUUGAGGCUGGUGACUUUCAAUCCGUACAAGACAUGAUCAACAGUAAUCCUCGCUUCCUCAUCAGUUGUGGUGACACUCCAUCCAUACUACAUGAAGGCACUCGGUACAAUGCUCUUCAUGUUGCGGCCAAAAGCAACCAACCAAAGAUUAUCAGAUUGUUAAUCCAGACAAUUGAGGAUCCUAGUUUCUUUCCAAAACUUUAUGGCCAGAGUCAGGAUGAUGAUGAUGCCAGAAAUGUACGUGUCCAAAAGUUGUUGGAUCUUUACCUGAAUACACCUGAUAAAGGGCCUUGUGAAACUCCAUUGCAUUUUGCCUGCAAGUUUGGCCAUAAAGAAGUUGUUGAAGUACUAAUGUCUCAUCCAUUAACAGAAGCAAAUCCAAAGAACAAAUUUGGAGAGACACCUGCUGAUUUGAUAUGCCGAAGAGUAGAUAAACCUUCUACACAAUUACACAAUGUUAUCAAAGAGUACCUGAAAGGGAGAUGUUAUGUGCCUUUAUACCGAGAUGAAAACAACAUAGUUUCCCCAACUGUGGGGACACCACGUAGCCCUCUAUUUGCUUCAGAAGUCUUUACACCUUUUGGUGUUUCUCAAACACCACCAUUUUCUCCGGAAGCACAAAUUUCCUCGCCAAAAAGCCCAUGUGAUCCUCAAGCAGUUGUGAAAGCUUUUGCUGGUCCUAUGUCACCUUCACAGGUAAUGUUGUUUUCUUUUUUUUUAAUAGAAAUUUAUUCAAUUUGA